This is a messenger RNA of Brachypodium distachyon (stiff brome), 1912 nucleotides long. RefSeq lists its product as uncharacterized. Lineage: Eukaryota; Viridiplantae; Streptophyta; Magnoliopsida; Poales; Poaceae. The transcript is spliced from 7 exons. The record is from RefSeq and is a predicted model, not a curated record. The coding region runs from base 621 to 1580 and encodes 319 amino acids.
GAAACACCACAAAAUUUCUCACCGCUCUCUCCUCCUCCCGACAGCCGAAUCCCCAAAUCGUCGCUCUCGUCGCCAUCGUCGGCGACUCACUCCGGCCGCCGUCUGGACGCACCUUCCUCCCUCGUCUCGACCUCUUCUUCUUCGUCCCUUCCCCCCAAAUCGCUGUCGCUUCUCCCCCAAUUUCGCCACCGCUUUCUCCUCCCCGAGCGCCGAACCCCCAAAUCGCCGCUGUCGUCGCCGUUGCUUCGUCGGUGACUCACUCCGGCCGCACCUUCCACCCUCGUCUCGACCUCUUCUUCUUCCUCCCUUGCCCCAAAAUCGCCGUUGCCUUAUCCAUUUCUCCGUCGUGGUCGUCGUCGCCUCUCCCCUACCGGCGGCGUAACCUAGGAAAUGGAUUCCGGCCCUUCCGGUGUUGCUCACGCUUGCGUGCUGUGAGAAUCGUUUGCAGGAUCGAGGUGGUGCUCCUGCUUCCCGGAUUCCGGCGCUGUCCUCCUCACGUUCCAUUGGAUCUGAUAGCGUCAGGAUAAAAUGUGUUCUCCAAGAUCUGAUUUGAAGUCAGGUGCUAAAAAUAUGAAAAAACUGCGGCAGAAAUUACGAUUGCAAGAAAAAACACAGAAUUAAUGGAGAAUGAAGUACAGGAGGAUGUUGAGGACGCAAACAAUGUUGAAGCUAAAAAACAGACACUUUUCAAUAGUGCAUCCCCGAUGAAGGUUAUCAAGGUGUGCAAGCUCUUGGAUAGGAAACAGCGGAAGAAGAUAAUGAAGGUUGGUUUUGGAAGUUUUCUGGACAUCAAGUGUUCGAAGUUAUUCCCAGAAUUGUGCAAGUAUCUGAUGGAUCACUUCGAUCCGGAUACUUCUGCACUUGAGUUUCCUGAAGAUGAAAGGGGAAUCAUUCCCAUUAUUGUGGAUACAGUUUUUGAGGUGCUUGGGAUACCUAAAGGGGCUUUACCUGUCAUUUAUCAGUAUGACAGUGUUUCAGUUAAAUAUGUUCUUGACUUGCUGCAAGUGGAAGAUGGUAGACAACCGAAAAUAUCAGAUAUUGAGACCCGAUUGACAGAAAUGGGUACUGCUGAAGACCCUUUUCUUUUGCUCUGGAUGCUAUACGUAGUUUGUUUUCUUGCUCCAACAACUGGUGUUAGAGUUAGUCCGAAUUGCUAUCCAUCACUGGUCAAUGUAUCUCAAAUCAACAAGUUGGAUUGGUGUCGCUUUACAAUCAACAUCCUUAUUCAGACUGCGAAGGCCAAGAAUAAGAACUGUUUUAAGGCAUGCAUGCCAUUGUUAAUGCUCAAGUAUGUGGAUUCUUUGGUUACCAAAGGCAUACAUGUUGAAGCUGAGGGUCCUCGAAUUUGUGUGUGGACUAACCAAAUGGUUAAGGCAGCAAUUGCUCAAGAUACAAACAGGGAUGGCACCUUUGGAAUAUUACCCAUUGUGUGGAGUGUAUUCCUUGUUGUUGCGAAGAGUGCGAGAACUAUCACAACCUUGGACAAGGGGGUAAAGUGUCCUUUUGUUCAGAAUCUGAAGCUGUAUAUAUCAAUGUGCAAUGACUGUACUAAAGGCCUACCUGGAGUUCAAAAUCUGUAAGUUCUGAUGAGAACUUGUAAUGGGAGUUCUAAUGAAGUUGUGACCUCCUAAUUGCCCCUACGACUUUCUAUUGGAUGAAGAUCAGAAGUUUGCUUUGAAAUCGUACACCUACACACAGUUGAUGUCAUGCUAGAUCUAGGUUGUAAUUUCUGGAACUUUGUCAGUACAAACCAAAAACCAACGUACACUUGUGUUAGAAGUUAGCAGGUACAUGGCAGUUGACGAGAUCUACAUGAUAGACAUGGUUUAAUAGUAGAUUCUGGUUGUAAUUUCUGGAUCUCUCUGACUAACCUGAUAUGUCGUACGAAGUAACUUCUGCCUUCUGCUUGAUC